Messenger RNA from Exophiala spinifera, 1008 nucleotides. RefSeq lists its product as uncharacterized. Bases 1 to 1008 code for a protein of 335 amino acids. The record is from RefSeq and is a predicted model, not a curated record. The transcript has a single exon. NCBI's taxonomy places the organism in Eukaryota, Fungi, Ascomycota, Eurotiomycetes, Chaetothyriales, Herpotrichiellaceae.
AUGCCUUGCAAGCCAGCCAUCGCCUCAAUGUCCCUCGGUCGUGCCUGGGUGCACGACCUGGACGGAAAACUCCGAGAAGCCGCCGGGGCCGGCUUCAAGGGCAUUGAGAUUUUCUACGAGGACCUGGAAUAUCUCGCCAAGAAAGACGGACAAGAGGCGACUUCAGAAACCCUUGUCCGAGCAGCGGAACAGAUCCGAAGAUUAUGUGAUAACCUGGGCUUGACCAUUAUCGGCCUGCAGCCGUUCUUGUUCUAUGAAGGCUUGGUCGACAGAAAGGAACAUGCGGCGAGGAUCGAGAAGCUCAAGACCUGGUUCAAAAUUGUCAAAGCUCUCGGCACAGAUAUCAUACAGAUCCCGUCCAACUUUCAGCAGGGCGGGACUACCGGCGACAUGGAUCUGAUCGUCCAGGAUAUGAGAGAGGUUGCAGACCUCGGUCUCAAAGAGGACGUGCCGGUGAGAUUUGCUUAUGAAAACCUGGCGUGGGGCACCCAUGUCGAUACAUGGGAGAAACUAUGGGAGAUAGUUACAUGUGUCGACCGUCCUAAUUUCGGUUGUUGCCUGGACACAUUCAAUAUUGCCGGCCGCGUCUGGGCUGAUCCUGCCAGUCCCUCAGGCAAAACUCCCAACGCGGACGAAGACCUGAAGGCUUCGCUGGAGAAACUCAUCAAGACGGUCGACCUAAAGAAGGUCUUCUAUGUCCAGGUCGUGGAUGCUGAGAGGAUGGAUCCCCCCCUCACUCAGGAUCAUCCAUUCCAUGUCGAUGGUCAACCCAGUAGGAUGAGCUGGAGUCGAAAUGCAAGAUUAUUCCUCUAUGAAGAAGACAAGGGUGGUUAUCUUCCCGUAGUCGAGGUGGCCCGAGUUCUCCUAAAGGAGCUGGGUUUCGAGGGAUGGGUAUCAAUGGAGCUUUUCUCCCGGACCAUGUCGGAUCCUGACCCCAGUGUACCUCACACGCAUGCGCAGAGGGGAAUCCAGUCGUGGCAGAAACUGGCACGAGAAUUGAGUUUAUAG